This is a messenger RNA of Camelina sativa (false flax), 2246 nucleotides long. NCBI's taxonomy places the organism in Eukaryota, Viridiplantae, Streptophyta, Magnoliopsida, Brassicales, Brassicaceae. The record is from RefSeq and is a predicted model, not a curated record.
AUAAAAACGUGUUGUUGGCCUAUUCCACGGCGGAUUGAGAGACUUUUGCUGGGACAGGCGACAGGGUCUUGUCAUUUAAUUUGAGUUUUGGCCUUACACAUAUAUAAGGAGGACGGGGGCUAAUGAUUCGGGGGACGCUAAAAAGUUGAAUGUUCGAGGGGAAACGUCUCAGAGACUGUGUGAGAGAGAUAAAAAUAUCAAAUCCUCUACUCUCAGUUGUGCACAGUGUGCGUGCGAACGAGAUUUUGAUUUGGUCCCCUCUCUCUCUCUCUCUCUCUCUCUCUCUCACCGUCUUGUGCGUCGAGUUGUCUCCAUCUCUCACACUAUUCUCUCUCUGCCCGCCUACUACUUUCUCAAGAUUACUCUCACUCACUCCCAUUCGCCGUCUUCUUCUCCUCUGCUCUUCUCGAUUCCUCCUCCUUUGCAUUUGGAUUGAUGCCACUUUAACUCUUCGAGGACCUCUCUCUCUCUCUCUUAAGCCGGCUAAGUACGACCCCUUCUCUCAGGAUCAAGAUUCUCUCUCUGUAAACGGCAAAUACCAUGCCUUUGUUUGAGCUUUUUAGGCUCACCCAAGCUAAGCUUGAAUCUGCUCAAGACAACAACUCUUCUCCACCUAUGGAUGAAGUUGUGGAGCUGGUGUGGGAAAAUGGUCAGAUUUCAACUCAAAGUCAGUCAAACAGAUCGAGGAACAUUCCUCCACCACAAGCUGUUCAUCAACCAAACUCUUUGAGAGCUAGAGAUAUUGGAAAUGGGUCAAAGGCGACCAUGGUGGACGAGAUCCCUAUGUCAGUACCAUCACUGAUGACCGGUUUGAGUCAAGAAGAUGACUUUGUUCCAUGGUUGAAUCAUAACCAAUCCUUAGAUGGAUAUUGCUCUGAUUUUUUGCGUGAUGUGUCUCCUGUUACUGUCAACGAGCAAGAGAGCGAUAUGGCUGUAAAUCAAACUGUUUUCCCCUUGUUUCAGAGAAGAAACAAUGGCAACGACUCAGCUCCCGCUGCUUCUUCAUCACAGUAUAACGGUUUCCAAUCGCAUUCUCUGUAUGGAAGUGAUAGAGCUAGAGAUCCUCCUAGCCAACAAACCAAUCCGGAUCGGGUGACUCAGACGCAAGAACCACUGAUCCCUAAUAACAAGCCUAGUUUGGUCAACUUUUCCCAUUUCUUACGCCCUGCAGCUUUGGCUAAGACUAAUAAUAAUUCUCAUGGCACUAAAGAGAAGAGUCCUCAAAGCCCCCCAAAUGUGUUUCAGACCAGAGUUCUUGGAGCGAAAGACACUGAAGAUAAGGUUUUUAAUGAGUCUGUUGCUUCUGCGACGCCUAUGAAUAACCAAAAGGCUUGCCUUAUUUCAGAGGACUCAUGUAGAAGAGACCAAGAGAGUGAAAAGGCCGUUGUAUGUUCUUCUGUUGGUUCGGGUAAUAGUCUCGAUGGCCCGUCCGAAAGUCCUUCACUUUCUUUGAAGAGAAAGCAUUCAGAUGUUCAAGACAAUGACUGUCAUAGUGAAGAUGCUGAAGAAGAAUCAGGAGAUGGAAGAAAGGGAGCAGCACCAUCUCGAACAGGUUUGGGUUCAAAGAGGAGCCGCUCGGCUGAAGUGCAUAAUCUCUCUGAAAGGAGACGGCGUGAUAGGAUUAACGAGAAGAUGCGUGCCCUUCAAGAACUCAUUCCAAACUGCAACAAGGUGGACAAAGCAUCGAUGCUAGAUGAAGCAAUUGAGUAUCUCAAGUCACUCCAACUUCAAGUACAGAUCAUGUCAAUGGCGUCUGGUUAUUACAUGCCACCGGUUAUGUUCCCACCGGGUAUGGGGCAUUACCCAGCAGCAGCAGCAGCGAUGGCAAUGGGUAUGGGAAUGCCCUAUGGAAUGGGAUUGCCUGAUUUGAGCCGUGGUGGUGGUUCCUCGGUUAACCACGGACCACAGUUCCAGGUCUCGGGGAUGCAACAACCAGUGGCAAUGGCAAUUCCACGUGUCUCUGGUGGUGGUUUCUUUGCCGGUUCUUCAACGAUGGAGAUGAAUAAGAGCGAGAAUGGUUCGGCUAGAGACUUACCGGGUUCUAAAGAUCAAACAAGGACGAAUAACAACAAUAGUAGUAACUUGAAACCAAUUAAGAGAAAACAGGCGUCUUCUGAUCAGUUUUGUGGGUCGUCUUCGUGACAUAAAUACAACAAACGUAAGGACUGAUGUAUUGUUUUAUCUGUAGCAUUCAAACAAUUCAAUUCUAAAAGCCAAAACUUAAUAAAAAUUAAUUUGUGUUCUUA